AUGUCGACGAAAGCCAAAAUCACCCUCGCCACCACAACCCUCAGCGCCAUCGGAAUCGUCGUCUUCGUGCACCAGCAGCAGAAGUCGGAUAAAGCUGCAAUGCACCAAGGUGUCAUCCGCGAUAUGGAGCAGCAACGAGUCAAGCGAGAACGGCUACUGGACUUCGAGAUGCAGAAACAGCUGGAAGAGGAAUACAGGAAGGUGCAGAAUGUUAGCCAGAGCGCUGAGGGAGAAGUGAAGGCGAGAUGA
Recurvomyces mirabilis is the source of this 249-nucleotide messenger RNA. RefSeq lists its product as uncharacterized. NCBI's taxonomy places the organism in Eukaryota, Fungi, Ascomycota, Dothideomycetes, Mycosphaerellales, Teratosphaeriaceae. The transcript has 2 exons. The record is from RefSeq and is a predicted model, not a curated record. Bases 1 to 249 code for a protein of 82 amino acids. Gene Ontology annotation, cellular component: mitochondrion. Gene Ontology annotation, biological process: mitochondrial respiratory chain complex IV assembly.